CUGUGCACUUUACGGUGUUGGUGUACACUGGCCAAAUGAUAUAACCUAGCUUCAAUUUGAUCACAAAGUAAAACCAAAUUUAAUGAAUAAACUAUUGAACAUAGCGCAGGCUGUGCCGCGCCAGUUUGUCCGUGAAUAUGCCUUCAAGUCGGAUCUGAAAAUCAAAUGGGUGCGUCCGGAGAAGAUCGCGUGCUAUAAGCCGGAAAAGAGUGGCGAUCUCGGCAAACUGCCUCCGCUGAAACCCGAUGAGUUGCUGCUGGACUUCAAGGAUUGCAAGGCGCUGGAAAAUGCCGAUGAGUCAGUUAAGUCGCAAUACAAGCUGAGCAACAAUGCCAGUUAUUUGACAACACAGUUUUACCGUGAUGAGAUGGUGAAGGAGGUGCAAAGGCAUGCCCAGGAUUACGGGUCUAUGGAGGCCAAGUUGGGCAAAAUGACCGCUAUUAUUCGCCGCUACCAGGUGCAUAUGGAUGCGCAUCCGCGCGACAAGAUGAUCAAAGUGCGACUCAAGGAGCUUAUCGAAAAGCGCAAGAAGUUCCUUAAAUACCUGAGACGCUGGGACUAUCCACGCUUCGAGUGGAUUCUCGAGAAACUCGAACUGGUGUACAAGCCACCGCCCACACAUUUCCACUGGAUAACCCGCAAGGAAUCGCUGCAAAAGCUGACCGACACCUACUGCGAGAACCUCAAGGAAGAGCGGUUGGAGGCCUAUCACAAGCAACUGCAGGCCCAGCAAAUUCCCUUCCUCGAGGAAGCUAUCAAGAAGAUGCAGUUCGUGCGGCAGGAGCAGAUAUCCUGCGAUGUACCAGUGACCGUGACCGAAGAACAGAUCGCCGACUCGAAAAGGCAGCUGGCCCAGCUCAAAGAGCUGCAGCAGGCGGAGGCAGCCGCCAGUAGCCAGAAACAAAACGAGGAUAGCUUCAAUUAGGCCCGAUUCUUUAAUGUUACGGUGUCUUACAAUAAAUGUAAAUGCUGAUGUUCUUAAA
Messenger RNA from Drosophila rhopaloa, 983 nucleotides. RefSeq names its product 28S ribosomal protein S15, mitochondrial (gene bonsai). NCBI's taxonomy places the organism in Eukaryota, Metazoa, Arthropoda, Insecta, Diptera, Drosophilidae. Gene Ontology annotation, biological process: translation. The record is from RefSeq and is a predicted model, not a curated record. Gene Ontology annotation, molecular function: structural constituent of ribosome. The transcript is spliced from 3 exons. Bases 83 to 925 code for a protein of 280 amino acids. Gene Ontology annotation, cellular component: ribosome.